CCCGUCUUUAUUUACUGCCACACUGCCAUUAACUCGUUAAGCCGUCGCACGGAAUAGUGGAUUAGAUCCGCUCCGUUUCUCUCUCUUUUCACGCCGUCAAUCUACGUUCUCCGCAUCUAUCCUCCCCCGCCCAGUCACAUUUGCAGAGCUAAGCUAUCGGCGGCAAUGGCGGUUGUUCGAACGCUAUUCCUUGCGAUUCUCUUAGUGGAGCUGUUCUCAGCUCAGAAUGUUCUCGCUUCGCAUGCGCCGGUGCCGGCUCCGGCACCAGAAUCCGGCGCCGAUUUAGGUUCCUCUCCGCAGGCUACUCCGCCUGCUCCGGUCGACCGGUCUCCAGCACCUGCACCUGCCGUUAGCUCUCCCCCGGCGCCUCCGCCUGCUUCUCCAGCUCCGUCUCCAGGAAACGCUAACGAUUCGCCGUCGGAGGAGUCUACUCCGUCUCCGUCCCCUGCUCCAGCUCCCGAUGCUGAAGAUGCGAACGAUGUUAGCCACGCAAGUGAGUUACAGGCUGGCGGAUCUUCCGAAGGUGGAAUGAGCGGAGGUAAGAAAGCAGGCAUCGCUGUCGGAGUCGUCGCCGGCGCGUGCGUCGUAGGGCUCGGCGCGCUGGUUUACAAGAAGCGGCAACAGAAUAUUCGCCGAUCGCAGUACGGAUACGCCGCCCGGAGAGAUAUCCUGUAACUGUAAGGUUCGUACCAUUUUGUGCAAUCACUGAAAUACAUAUACAUGUAUACACACAGAUCUUUGGACUUUGUUUUGGACUGAUUCAUUGCUGUCGAUUCACUGUAUGCAGAAGUUAUGAUUUGUACCAUUCUUUAUUUGUCACUAUAAUUACGUAGUAUUGAAUUUAAACUUUUCAUCCCCAAAAAACUCAUUUCGUCAUUACUCCGGCACUCCGUUGUUUAGUUAUGGAACCAAUAAUUAGCAACUUGAUUUGUUCUAAUCAAA
Messenger RNA from Ipomoea triloba (trilobed morning glory), 942 nucleotides. Its product is annotated as skin secretory protein xP2-like. The transcript is spliced from 2 exons. Lineage: Eukaryota; Viridiplantae; Streptophyta; Magnoliopsida; Solanales; Convolvulaceae. The record is from RefSeq and is a predicted model, not a curated record. Bases 166 to 675 code for a protein of 169 amino acids.